Messenger RNA from Rhododendron vialii, 1735 nucleotides. Its product is annotated as glycosyltransferase BC10-like. The coding region runs from base 180 to 1538 and encodes 452 amino acids. The transcript has 2 exons. Gene Ontology annotation, cellular component: membrane. Lineage: Eukaryota; Viridiplantae; Streptophyta; Magnoliopsida; Ericales; Ericaceae. Gene Ontology annotation, molecular function: glycosyltransferase activity. The record is from RefSeq and is a predicted model, not a curated record.
CUCAUAACAAUUAAUACCUUCCUUCCAAUUCUCUCCCUGAAAAGCCGACACCAUCACGUUUUCCUCCAAACUAAAUUCCCCUGCUUUUCUCUCUCUCUCUCUCUCUCUCUCUCUCUCAUCCCAACGGAUCCCAACAGGCCAAAACGAUACAUCUUCUCUCUUUUUCUCUCUCUGUAUGAAUGAAGAGCGAUAAACAACAGCAACGCCCGCCAACAUCAAACCCCAAGCCCUUCAAUUUCCAAAUGUAUCUCCACAACCUUAUCAUUUAUUCCCUUUUUUUCAGCUCAGGUUUAGUCAUAGGUAUUUCGGUAAGUUUCUAUAUGAAAGAUUUUCCCAUUAACUUCUUCCACAAGCAAUUCUCAAUCCAAACACCUCUUUCCUCACCACCACCAUCACCACCACCACCACCUCCUCCUCCUCCUCCUCCUGAACACUUUCCACCACCACCACCUCAAAAUUUACCACCACUCGAAUUAUUACCUAUUCAAGAUUUUCCACCACCCCAAUUGAUUCAAGAUUUUCCACCACCCGAUUCACCUAUUCAAGAUUCUUUCCCUGAUAUUGAAGAUUCUUUGCCUCGUGAUGAUCAGCAAAAAAAGACCGGUCGGACCGGAUUAAGGGAUUACGUAAAGCCACCUAAUCCAAUGCAUGAUAUGGAAGAUGAAGAGUUGCUUUGGAGGGCUUCAAUGGUUCCUAAAAUUCAAACAUUUCCAUUCAAAUAUACCCCCAAAAUUGGUUUCAUGUAUUUGACGAGAGGGUAUUUGCCUUUGGCUCCUCUUUGGGAGAAGUUCUUUGAAGGGAAUGAAGGCCUUUACUCAAUUUACGUUCAUGCCCUUCCCUCCUUCAACGGAACAGUGUCCGAAGAAUCGGUGUUCCGAGGUCGGAGAAUCCCAAGCAAGGCAGUAGAAUGGGGAAAGGUGAACAUGGUCGAAGCAGAGCGUCGCCUAUUAGCCAAUGCACUACUCGACAUCUCGAAUGAACGGUUUGUUCUGCUCUCCGAAUCAUGCAUUCCCCUUUUCAACUUCUCAACUAUCUACUCUUACGUCAUGGACUCAGACACAACCUUCGUUGAGGCGUACGACCUCGCAGGCCCAGUGGGUCGAGGCCGUUACAACCACAAAAUGAAACCUGUGAUCAAGCUUGAGCAAUGGCUAAAGGGAUCCCAGUGGUUCGAGCUUGACCGCCAACUCGCCAUCGAGGUGAUCUCGGAUCGAAAAUAUUUUCCACUGUUCAAGAAAUAUUGCAAGCCACCAUGUUAUUCUGAUGAACAUUAUUUACCCACAUUUGUGAGCAUGAAAUUUGGGAGGAGGAAUGCAAAUAGGACUUUGACUUGGGUUGAUUGGACGAAUGGUGGGCCCCAUCCGACAAGAUUUGUUAGAACAGAUGUGACCCCCGAAUUGUUAAUAGGGAUGAGGACUGGAAGACAAUGUUUGUACAAUGGAAAGAGGACUAAUGUGUGCAACUUGUUUGCAAGGAAGUUCCUGCCUAGCACUCUGAGUAGGUUAUUGUUGUUUUCUACGAAGAUCCUAAAGUUCUAAUAUGGUGUCAGGGAAAUUUUCCUUUGUUUAUUAGUGAGUACAAUGAUUUUCCUCAUUUAAAUUUUUUUGGACAUAAAUUAAUUUGUUUAUUCAUGUCAUUACAUUUUUUCUAAGAUCUUGAUGUGUAUAACUUUUCUAUGUAUAGGAAAACCAACAUGACAAUCAUUGGGAAUCACUCCCCAAAUUGUUAACCGCAC